AAAUGUUUGCUGUCAUUAUACAAAAACCUUAUCGUUCAAGUUAAAAAUAAAAUAAUAAAAUGGAUUCUAUAGACUUGUUAGCUCGUGAGGAUGAGUUCAAGAAACUUAACAAACAACUUGAGAAGAAAACAGAAAGUUUAAUGAAAGAAAUUGAAAAUGCUAUGCAAAAACAAGAUUUCUUCGCGGAAUUCUCACCCAACCUAACAUUAUCACCGGUGCAUACAAUAAAAAAACAUAGUUGUGAAUCCCAUAGGCCAAGACCAGUUUCACCUCCACCGCCCAAAUCUAUACUGAAGAAGAAAAAACUUUUUCAAUCUCCCGCCUUAAACCAAUUGAGCGGGAAACUUGAAAAUGGAACGCAGAACUCUGACACCACAAACAAUGAGGUUGAAGUAAAAAGUUUGAAUGUAUGUAACUGUUGUGCCAAUGACAAGCAAAGAGGUAGUAGGGUUGGUGGGGACGAGGAGUUUUUAUAUGCAUUUGUUUCGGUUAAUGUUAAAGAUAAUGUGUUGCCGCAGUCUUUUUUGAAAGACAGACCUACAGUAGAAAAUGUAUGUAAGUUUUUAUCGUCUAAGGUGAAAUUGAUGCAGGAACAAAUUGAUAGACUACAGGGAAUGCUGGAUAAAAGGGCGUCACAAUGCGACGGCCACCUGCGACAGUUAGCCGAGCUAGAAGGAGAGCGAAUGAGUCUGAUGACCAAAACUAACAAUAUGAAAGCUAUCACUGCUGAUAUGAAAGCCAAGAACAUGCUGUUAGAUGCUAAACUUAAUGAAAAAGAGCGACAAUACAAAGAACAGCGUAACGAGACAGACAGGCUAUCGUGCGAGCUGAAGAGAUGUCAGAUAAAGUGCAACAGCGUGGAAGCGAAGAGCGCGGCCCAGCAGGAGACUAUCGACAACCUGAGGCAGCAGAUUGAUAUACUUAAACGAUCUGAAAAGGAUUUCCGCGAAUCCUCCCGCAGUCUGUCAGCGUCCCACCAGGGCGCCAUCUCUCGGCUGGAGGCGCACAUCAAGCAGCUGAACACGCGCAGCGACCGACAGAUGGCGCUGAUCGACAACUUGAGGAGACAACACGUUCUGCUCACCACUGAGGCCGCGCUGAAGAGCUUGGAGAAGGACUACUGUCAUUAUUUGAAUCAGGAGUUUGAAUAAAUGUUU
Molecule: messenger RNA, 1157 nt
Organism: Helicoverpa armigera (cotton bollworm)
Lineage: Eukaryota; Metazoa; Arthropoda; Insecta; Lepidoptera; Noctuidae
Product: testis-expressed protein 9
Exons: 6
Coding region: 60-1151 (363 amino acids)
Source: RefSeq, a predicted model, not a curated record